Messenger RNA from Pieris macdunnoughi, 1581 nucleotides. Lineage: Eukaryota; Metazoa; Arthropoda; Insecta; Lepidoptera; Pieridae. The record is from the annotation of a GenBank genome assembly.
AUGUCUGAGUCCGAAAAUAAUGAAACGAUGGAGCAAGAAACUAAAAAUGAAUCAAAUCCUAGAAAAAGAGUUCGCCAUCGAAAAAAGAAGAUUUAUGAAAAUGUUUUGAAGCAAAUGGAAUUUUAUUUUAGCGAUGCAAAUUUGAGUAAAGACAGAUUUCUAGGAGACUUAGUUGCAACUGAUCCAUUUGUUCCAUUGGAAGUAUUUCUCAAGUUUAAUAAGAUUAAAUCUAUGACAGUGGAUGUUACUGAUAUAGUCAAGUCUAUGAAAAAUUCCACAGUUUUGGAAUUAUCUGAAGAUAAACUUAAGGUAAAAAGAAAAAUUCCAAUGGUGCCAUAUGAUGCAGAUCUAAGAACAGUGUAUGUCGAAUCAAUACCAGUGACAGCUAGUAGAGACUGGUUGGAGCGAGUGUUUUCUGACUAUGGACAAGUUGCAUACAUUUCCUUGCCAAAAUUCAAAAAUUCACAAAAAAUUAAAGGUUUUGGUUUCAUAGAAUUUACCCGACCUCAAGAUGCACAGAAAUGUAUAAAUGCAUUUACUAAAAUGGGUUGUAAAUUACCCACCUGUAUGCCUCCAGAAGAGUUGUCUUCUAUAAAAAUGUUUUCUGUUGACGAUAAAGACAAAGAAGGCAGAGAAGACAAAGAAGAGAAUGAGGAAAAAGAAGAACCACCUAAAAAGAAAGCAAAGAAACAUAAAGACAAAAAGCAAAAAAAUUUGGAAUUAAAACUUGAAACUGAAUCCAAUACAGAUAAAAGACAAGCCACACCAAUGGAAGAGAAGACAAUUUUGAAUCCUGUAACAUCUGAUGUUGAGACACACGAAGUCACAACCCCUACAGAGGAAAAUAAGGAUAUAGUCAAAGACUCCAAAGAGGAAUUAACAAGCCAAGACGAGGGCAUUAAUGAAGAUGGAUCGCCAAGAAAGAAAAAGACAAAAAAGAAAAUAUCAAAAGAAAAAGGAAAGAAAACUUCGGACAAAGUCGAAGCACCUAAAGGUGCAUUAUGGGGGCUUCAAGUCCUAGCCAAAACAGAAUGGAAAGUGUUAAGAAAUAAAUAUUUAAAUCUACAAAGGAAAUAUAUGAAAGAACUGAAGCAAAGCUUACAAGAGAAAAGGCGUUAUACUGGUAUACCGGCGCCGGCAGCGCCAUCUAUUGAAGUCGACAAUUCAACCUCCGGACAGCAAGUAGAUCGAACAAAGACGCCCCUUGAAAAGAUUCCUGGAGUUUUUGUAAAGGAAGCGCUGGCGGAACCCUGUCUAGAUGUCAAACUCACUAAAAGAACGAUAAAAAGUAAUAUACACGCGUUGCACGUGGAGGUGAAGGAAGGUCAGACGGAUGCAAUAAUAAGAUUCGACUCUGCUAAAGCUGCUGAUGAGUACUGUGUAAAUUCGGACAGUCGAGCGCACGUGCUCUGCGGUACUGAAGAAGACGAGCAAUGGACGCGAGCUGAGAAUGCUCGUACGAGCAAACGAUCGCGUGGACGGGCAAAGUUACUUGCGCGUACGCAAGCUUUGUCAAGUGCACCCGAUAUGGCGCCCGCAUCCCCACAACCAACGCAUACACAUAUACGUUUUGAUGAAUAA